Messenger RNA from Oncorhynchus nerka (sockeye salmon), 4262 nucleotides. It is a transcript of the gene blzf1, whose product is annotated as basic leucine zipper nuclear factor 1. The record is from RefSeq and is a predicted model, not a curated record. Gene Ontology annotation, cellular component: Golgi membrane. Bases 377 to 1405 code for a protein of 342 amino acids. Gene Ontology annotation, biological process: Golgi to plasma membrane protein transport; Golgi organization. The transcript is spliced from 6 exons. NCBI's taxonomy places the organism in Eukaryota, Metazoa, Chordata, Actinopteri, Salmoniformes, Salmonidae.
CGGUUUGGUAAUUUUGUAACGCUCUCGUCUCAACUUCCGUUUACUGAUCGUGAAUCAGAUUUGGGAUAUCUGUUUUACUGUCCCCACUAUGGAUGAGAAAUCGUCCAAGCUGAUUCAGAGUCUGUUUCCUGUCGGACACCCCUCCACGUCCGCCAAGCCAACAGUGUCCGGUCGGUGAGAACACAAACAAGAUGGCGACCAAGAUUUAACAGAGGAAAUAUUUUUAAUCGGGUAAACAACAGGUGGUAAAACUCCGAAUCAACAUUUGUCUGUCUGUCUUCGGGAGAGAGAGUUCUAAACUGCCAUCCUGGAAGUCAUCCACCGCCCUGUCCCUCUGUCAUUCGACUGGACUGUUGUGAAGACUUCCUCUACCAUCAUGUCUACCGCCGCAGUAGCAGACAGAGGUUCCGUCCGUCCAGUCAGGGGCCCCGGCGACGGCAUGGAGACAGACAAGCCCCCAGUCGCUAAGGAGAUCGGUGUCGUGGAUACGCCUCUGUCUUCGGUGCCACUACUUAAGGUAGCUUGUCCCAAACAAAGCCCCAAGAAGACGCACCCUGCCCCCGCCAGCCUCCAGCACAGCCCCCACUCCACCCCCCAGCAGAGUCCCAGAGCCAGCCCCAGAGCCACCCCGUCUGCCCCCCAGUCCCCUGGGGUGCUCCACCUGGGGAAGGUUCCCCGGGAGGCCUGCAUGGUGGUGGAGGCGGUGAGGAUCGUUGUUCCCCGUGCUGCCAUCAGCCGGAGUGGGGGUCAUGUGGGUCCGGCUGAGGAGAAAGGAGAGGCCUGGGCUGGGCAGCAGAUGGAGGAGCGGCCCCCCUCUCCCUCCCCUCCUCUGGAGGACCUGAGAGGAGUCAUGGAGAAGCUGCAGAACUCAGAGAGAAGACUGCUGCAGGACAAGGAGGGGCUCCUCAACCAGCUCCACGUGCAGACUGAGGUACAACACAGAGACAUGAUGCUAACCCACAGGUCUCUCGAGCAGCUGCUGGUCUCUCUCCAGUGGGGUCGACAGCAGACCUACUACCCCAGUGGGCAGCCACUCAGCACGGGAGAACUAGCCCUGGCCAAUCACAAGCUGGCGGACGCCAUCAACUCCCGCCUGCUGGGGAAGGUUGGGCCAGUAGGGAGCAGCAGUGGAACCGGGCUGGGGAAAGGAAGACAGGUCUCAGAGCUCCCUAACACCUCACACACGCCUGCUGAGAAGAUGGCUGAGAAGGUGUUGAAGAUCCUGGACCCUAUUUCCUGUUCAGACAACGGGGAAGAGCCCUCCCCCCUCUCUAUCUCUGACUCCUCCCCCUCGGCCUUCCUGACCAAUAAGAAGAGCAUCGGCCGGUUCCACCCUUACACUCGCUACGAGAACAUCACCUUCAACUGCUGCGAGCGCUGCAGCGGAGACAUCCUGGUCCUCUAGGGGUCAGAGGGCAGGGGUCGUGACCUUUAACCUGGACAGUUCGACGCAGGCCGCUGCGAGGAACACCAGCCGGCUCUCCCUCCGUCAGAGGGCAGGGGUCGUGACCUUUAACCUGGACAGGCUCUCCCUCCGUCGAAACCGUCUGGUUUCACAGCGGCCUCAGAGCCGAGGACUUGACUGGAAGCACGGCAGAAGCUGACGAAACAACCGCUGAUUUUAAUUGGCUGAUCUCUCUCUCCAGUCUGUCACCGUCUCAUAACUCUUAGAACCUCCCCACGACAUUGUGGGCUUCAGAACGUGAGCAGAGCAAGUGAUUUAAACAAGGAAGUGAGUUCGGAGAAUCUGAAAGUAUUCCAUCUUAGAAUCAAUUGGGCUUCCCAAAAAGAAUAUGGUCAAAGUCGGACCACGGACGGCCGAGUGUCUGUGGGGUUCUGGUCCUUCCUUGUACUUGAUGAAUUGGUGAAUUGAGGUUACUGAUUAGUAAGCAACUACCUUCACCUGGUUGUCUAGGUUACUGAUUAGUAAGCAACUCCCCUCACCUGGUUGUCUAGGUUACUGAUUAGUAAGCAACUACCUUCACCUGGUUGUCUAGGUAACUUAUUAGUAAGGAACUCCCCUCACCUGGUUGUCUAGGUUACUAAUUAGUAAGCAACUCCCUUCACCUGGUUGUCUAGGUUACUAAUUAGUAAGGAACUCCCCUCACCUGGUUGUCUAGGUUACUGAUUAGUAAGCAACUACCUUCACCUGGUUGUCUAGGUUACUAAUUAGUAAGGAACUCUCCUCACCUGGUUGUCUAGGUUACUGAUUAGUAAGCAACUACCUUCACCUGGUUGUCUAGGUUACUGAUUAGUAAGCAACUCCCCUCACCUGGUUGUCUAGGUUACUGAUUAGUAAGCAACUACCUUCACCUGGUUGUCUAGGUAACUUAUUAGUAAGGAACUCCCCUCACCUGGUUGUCUAGGUUACUAAUUAGUAAGCAACUCCCUUCACCUGGUUGUCUAGGUUACUAAUUAGUAAGGAACUCCCCUCACCUGGUUGUCUAGGUUACUGAUUAGUAAGCAACUAUCUUCACCUGGUUGUCUAGGUAACUUAUUAGUAAGGAACUUCCCUCACCUGGUUGUCUAGGUUACUAAUUAGUAAGCAACUCCCUUCACCUGGUUGUCUAGGUUACUAAUUAGUAAGCAACUACCUUCACCUGGUUGUCUAGGUAACUAAUUAGUAAGGAACUCCCCUCACCUGGUUGUCUAGGUUACUGAUUAGUAAGCAACUACCUUCACCUGGUUGUCUAGGUAACUAAUUAGUAAGGAACUCCCCUCACCUGGUUGUCUAGGUUACUAAUUAGUAAGGAACUGCCCUCACCUGGUUGUCUAGGCUACUAAUUAGUAAGGAACUGCCCUCACCUGGUUGUCUAGGUAACUAAUUAGUAAGGAACUGCCUUCACCUGGUUGUCUAGGCUACUAAUUAGUAAGGAACUGCCCUCACCUGGUUGUCUAGGUUACUAAUUAGUAAGGAUCUGCCCUCACCUGGUUGUCUAGGCUACUAAUUAGUAAGGAUCUGCCCUCACCUGGUUGUCUAGGCUACUAAUUAGUAAGGAACUCCCCUCACCUGGUUGUCUAGGCUACUAAUUAGUAAGCAACUACCUUCACCUGGUUGUCCAGGCUACUAAUUAGUAAGGAACUGCCCUCACCUGGUUGUCUAGGUUACUAAUUAGUAAGGAACUGCCCUCACCUGGUUGUCUAGGCUACUAAUUAGUAAGGAACUGCCCUCACCUGGUUGUCUAGGUUACUAAUUAGUAAGGAACUCCCCUCACCUGGUUGUCUAGGCUACUAAUUAGUAAGCAACUACCUUCACCUGGUUGUCUAGGUAACUAAUUAGUAAGGAACUGCCCUCACCUGGUUGUCUAGGUUACUAAUUAGGAAGGAACUUGCCCAUCUCUCUAACCACUAGACUACCAGCCUUCCAAGCAGUAUGAUUGAUUCACCAUCAGGUUUUUUUUUUAUUCUGAGUGUUAUAUUUAUUGAGUCGAUCUGAUGAGUAUUGUAGAUGUGUGGAAACAGGAGAGGCAGGGCUGUGGUCAGAGGAUGUUUCUGACAGACAGAAGGUUGUAGAUGUGUGGAAACAGGAGAGGCAGGGCUGUGGUCAGAGGAUGUUUCUGACAGACAGAAGGUUGUAGAUGUGUGGAAACAGGAGAGGCAGGGCUGUGGUCAGAGGAUGUUGCUGACAGACAGAAGGUUGUAGAUGUGUGGAAACAGGAGAGGCAGGGCUGUGGUCAGAGGAUGUUUCUGACAGACAGGAGGUUGUAGAUGUGUGGAAACAGGAGAGGCAGGGCUGUGGUCAGAGGAUGUUUCUGACAGACAGAAGGUUUGUAGAUGUGUGGAAACAGGAGAGGCAGGGCUGUGGGGGGGCAGGGCUGUUGGGGGGGCAGGGAUGUGGGAAGGCAGGGCUGUGGUCAGAGGAUGUUUCUGACAGACAGGUUUUUAGUUGAGAGGUAAAAGGUUCCCUACGUAUUCAAGGUGUUUCUGUUCUGUUUGAAUCUGGAUUCUUUGCAGAGAGGAAGUGACCCGGAGAUGUUGCUGUAUCGGCCGUUUGCACUGGGAGGAGGCAGAAAGGCAUCGUUUCUGCUGUCCAAUGAGAUUCGAGCAGAAAUCAUCUGAUACCCAAUGAUAUUAGAUCUAUAUUUGUGUGGAAUAAUUCAGGAAGUCUUCACACCCCUUGACUUUGUCCACAUUUUGUUGUGUUACAGCCUGAAUUUAAAAUGGAUUAAAUUCAUUGUGUUUGUCCUCAGUACUCUAUAAUGUCAACGUGGAUUAUGUUUUCAGAAAUGUUUACAAAUUAAUUAAAAAAUGAAAAGCUGAAA